GGGAGGGAGGUGGCGGGGGCGGGCGGUCAGGUGAUGCGGGCGCCAUCAUGUGAGGGGCCGGGCCGGGCCGGGCCGAGGGCGGCCGGGGGGAGGUGCGCUGUGCUCUGUGUCCCGGCGGCGGCCAUGGGGGUGCCGGUGCUGAGCGGGCUGGCCCUGGCCCUGGCCCUGGCCCUGGCCCUGCCGCUGGCCUCCGUGGCCCUGGAAAACGGGCUGGCGCUGACGCCCCCCAUGGGCUGGCUGGCCUGGGAGAGGUUCCGCUGCAACGUGGACUGCCGGACAGACCCGCGCCACUGCAUCAGUGAGAUGCUCUUCUUCGAGAUGGCAGACCGCCUGGCGGAGGACGGCUGGAGGGAGCUGGGCUACAAGUACAUCAACAUUGACGACUGCUGGUCUGCCAAGCAGCGCGACGCGGCGGGACGGCUGGUGGCAGACCCUGAGAGGUUCCCCAGGGGGAUUAAGGCUCUGGCUGACUAUGUCCAUGCCCGGGGGCUGAAGCUGGGCAUUUACGGUGACCUGGGCACCCUCACCUGCGGGGGCUACCCAGGCACCACACUGGACCGUGUGGAGCAGGAUGCCCAGACCUUUGCGGAGUGGGGUGUGGACAUGCUGAAGCUGGAUGGGUGCUACUCGUCAGGAGAGGAGCAGGCAGAGGGCUACCCAGAAAUGGCAAGGGCCUUGAACGCCACAGGCCGUCCCAUCGUCUACUCCUGCAGCUGGCCAGCAUAUCAGGGGGGGCUCCCCCCCAAGGUGAACUACACCAUCCUAGCAGAGGUCUGCAACCUGUGGCGUAACUAUGAUGACAUCCAGGACUCCUGGGACAGUGUACUUUCCAUCUUGGACUGGUUCUCUGCAAACCAGGAUGUGCUGCAGCCAGCAGCUGGCCCUGGUCACUGGAAUGACCCAGACAUGCUCAUCAUUGGAAACUUUGGCCUUAGCUAUGAGCAGUCACGCUCCCAAAUGGCAUUGUGGACAGUGAUGGCAGCUCCGCUCCUCAUGUCCACAGAUCUCCGCACCAUCUCCCUGAGCGCCAAGGAGAUCCUGCAGAACCGCCUCAUGAUCCAGAUCAACCAAGACCCCCUGGGAAUCCAGGGGCGCAGGAUUGUCAAGGAGAAAUCCCACAUUGAGGUGUUCCUGCGCCCGCUGUCCAAGGGUGCCAGUGCCCUCGUCUUCUUCAGCCGGAGGACAGAUAUGCCCUUCCCCUACACCACCAGCCUGGCCAAGCUCCACUUCCCUGAAGAUGCUGUGUAUGAGGUACAAGAUGUGUUCAGCGGGAAAAUCAUCAGUGGCUUAAAGACGGGAGACAACUUCUCGGUCAUUAUUGACCCCUCAGGGGUAGUGAUGUGGUAUCUCUAUCCCACGGCACUCCCGGGGCAGCCCUGGCAUGUUGUCAGACAGCAAGCCCCCGGCGAGGGCUUCCCCCCGGUCCUCCUGUGACGAGGCUCAGUGGAUGGGGGGGUGCAGGUCAGUGCCAGGGUGAACUGCGAGACCCUGGGGCACAUGGCUCUUUGCUGCACAAGUGCCUUUCGCUGACAUGCCCAGCAGUGCUGCAGGAGGGACCAUGUCCCUGGUAACCAGCCUGAUCAUGUCUGCUCCGUCUCUGUAAAGCAGGAAUUCUUGUUACCCACCUCCUAAGAGUGUGUAGAGCAUAAUUCCUCUGUGAUUUCCUGUGGAAGACACCAUACAAGCAGAGUCCAGCAUGGAGCCUGUCAGCUCUGACACCCGAGAACUUCACUGCUUUGAGCUGGGUACCACUGACUGCUGCAGGGGCUCUUUAAGCUAUACCUGUAGAAAGGCUCUGCGUGCUUUAAUAUCUUCCAGGGUAGUAACACCCCCCACCCCACCCCGCAAUGUGUGAUGGCGUUGGCUGCAAGCAUCAGACCUGGUCAUCUUCUUUCCUUCACUACAAUUAGCUUGGCUUAGCAUAAGGGGCUGUCAAUAGGGCUGCACCCUCCCCCUGUACCCUCCCUGGGACCAAAAGCUCUUGGAGGCAUGAUGGUCCUGCGCAGAGGCUUUGCUUGCAGGCCUGAUCCUGCUGCCAGCAUCCUGGAGGCCAGCACUACAGCAGCCUAGCAUCCACACUAGCAUUGUGUUAAAGCCACUCUGGUAUCAGUUUACAAGAGCAAAAACCUCCACUGGUCAUGCUCAACCCCAGCAGUCUUGCUGUGGCAGAGCAUCAAAACCUGCAGAACCAUAGCACAUUGUGCAGGAAUGGUGUUGGGAAGAUGCAGAUACUCAGGUGAGGUAAUUUUCUGAGUUGGGAGCUGGUCACAUGUACCUCUGAGCUGCAAGUUGGAUCCUGGUCUUACUCUAGCAGGGAAUUCCAGCUAAAAGGGGGCUCGGGCCCUCCUCCAGCAGGCUGAGCACUCAGGGUUUCUCAGGGAAAGGCUCCUCCUUCUCCCAAGGGCAGCUACACACACAGGUCCACCCUGAGGAGGAGCCUGCACUACUAAACUGGAAGUGAGUGGUGGGACAGACUCUAAAGCCCUCAACCGCUUCACCUUUGUACAGCGCACACCCUAUGGAGGAGUUUCAGGUGAGGUAUGGCCUACCCCAGCUAUCCUGGAAAGGGGUGCAGCACGCAUGAAGACUGCCUCUUAAGACUGCCCAGGGAGAGAGCUGGACACAACAUUAUGUCCCAGACUGGAGAAACAAAUUUUAGAUUAGACAAGAAAGUUUCCCCUUUCUAUUCAGAUGCUGGAGGGUUCCUGACCAUCCGUUCACUCUAGUUCCUGCAUGACCAAAUGGCUGAUUCUGGCCACUUCCAGAAACAUUCUCAAAUUGCAGCAGCAAGAUACUGAAUAUGAUGCUUGCAGUGCUAACGAAGGAUGAGUGCACUUCAUGUCUGUAUACAGGAGCUGGCUUUGUUCCUGGGAAAUGACUGAGACAAACUAAUUGAAAUAAAGGGGAAGCAGUCACAGUC
Falco peregrinus (peregrine falcon) is the source of this 2920-nucleotide messenger RNA. It is a transcript of the gene NAGA, whose product is annotated as alpha-N-acetylgalactosaminidase. Gene Ontology annotation, molecular function: alpha-galactosidase activity. Gene Ontology annotation, cellular component: cytoplasm. Gene Ontology annotation, biological process: oligosaccharide metabolic process; glycoside catabolic process; glycosylceramide catabolic process. Lineage: Eukaryota; Metazoa; Chordata; Aves; Falconiformes; Falconidae. The record is from RefSeq and is a predicted model, not a curated record.